UUAACUCAGUGAACAUCUUAAAGGCAAACAGCAUGGUCUUCUGGGUUAUAGAUGUCUGCGAUUAACUGAUGUAUUUUCUCCUACGGAAACUUUCACAAAAUUCAACAGAUCAGGACAAGAGAAGCAUCACAGUUCCGGGUCAGUCUCCAUGAUGAAGCUCCUGUCACAUAACAGUAGCACAUUCCUACCCACCAGCGAGACCAUUCUCAACAACACCACAGAAUGGAUCCUGGUCCACACCAUUGUCCCUCCCUAUAUCUUCACCCUCUGCGUGACAGGGCUGCUGGGUAAUGGUUUCGUGCUGCUGGUCUUUCUUCUUCAGAGAGGCCCAUGCACAGUCCCAGAGAUCUACCUGGGAAACCUGGCCCUGGCUGACCUGCUCCUCCUGGCCUGCUUGCCCUUUUGGGCCAUGAACAUCCUCAAUGACUUCAACUGGCCUUACGGAGACUUCCUGUGUCAUAUAGUCAGCCAGUCUAUUCUCGUCAACACCUACACCAGCAUUUACCUGUUGACCAUGGUGAGUGUGGAUCGCUACUUAGCGCUAGCGAGGACCAUUAGGGCCAGAUGGCUACGGAGGAAGUGUUACGCGUGGGUGGUCUGCCUUGGCCUGUGGCUAUUUGGACUGUUGUUGGGUGUGUUGGCAACAGUCCAUAGAAAGGUCAUAUUUGUUGACAGACUUCAGACAAUGGCGUGUGUUCUGGAGUAUCCUGACCACUCUACGAAAUCUUGGAAGCUGGCCAACAAUCUCCUGAUGAACAUAGUGGGCUUUGUUCUUCCUGUUAUUGUGAUUAUUUCCUGCAGUGGGAAUAUCAUCAAAGCCCUAUGGAGGAGGAGGGAGCAUGUUUACAUUGAGUAUGGAAAUGACAGGAAAGCUAACAUACUUAUUUAUUCUGUGACACUUCUGUUUCUUGUGUGUUGGAGUCCAUUUCAACUCUUCACCCUCAUCGAUACGCUGUGUGAUGCAGAGCUACUGGAUGAGACUUGGCAUCAAACCCUGGACAUUGGAACCCAGUUUUCAACCUACUUGGCGUUUCUGAACAGUUGCCUUAACCCUGUGCUGUAUGUCUUCUCCGGUCAGUACUUCAGGAAGAAAGUUAGCACCAUCUACAGGAGAACAAUGAGUCGCAGGAGCUCUUAUUCAACUGCAUAUCAGCUUUCAGUUGUAUCCACCUAUCUCCACAGGACUGAUCAAAUCAAACCUGUUGUAAUAUAAACAUGGUCUAUGGCAUUUAUUUGCUUUUUAUAUUGCUUUUUUCAUAUUGCAUGUUGUUUGUUGAAAAAUUCUUAUGUGCAAUAGAACCACAUUGUGUAUUGAUAUCAGGUUUAGAUUUUUAGCACAUUAUGCAUGCGGUGUGACAGUGCAGAUGUUUUAUGAUGCGUAUUCUGUGUACUCCCAUUGUCGAUUGGAUGUCACAUAGUCACUAUUAAUGCAAAAUGUAACUGUUCAAGAUUUUGGCACAAUAUAAAAAAGUAUUUAUUAGGAUAGUUAUUACCAUCUGUAGAUGCGCUACAGAUAUUCGUAACAAUCAACAAACUAUCAAACACCAAGUAAAUGCUUGCUAAGGUUAACAUUAUGGUUAGGUUUUGGAAUGUUAGUGUAAGGUGACAGAAAGGGUUGUAGUUAGAAAUAGGAGGUUUAAGGUGAAGGAUAGGGUUAGUAGACAGUUCAUUAAAAUGUCAUUGACAGUCGGUAGAUAGUUUGUAAAGCAUCUACAGAUUGACUAUCCAAAUAAAGUUUCACUGAUGUCUCUAGAUAUUAUCGAUUCAAAAAGCAUUAAGUGAGUAGAUAUGAAAUUAGUGUUUCACCAUUCCAGAUACAAAAGCUUGCAUUUCUCUUGAUAAAUGGUCACUUUUAAAUGUCACCUCUAAAUGAAGCCCUAACCAUUGUAUGUAUAUAUCUAUACCAAUACCCACAUUUGCUGUGCCUCAGCUGUCCCUGUACCAUUCAUAUUUUCAAUCAAGAUAUUUAAUGAACCAUGACCAAAUCUACAGUGUGACAUUGCAGAGAAUACUGUUUCUCAAAACACCGAUUGAAAGUGUUUUUGUAGUCAUUUCAUAAUAAUAUUACAGUAUCAGUGUGUGCGGAGAAGUCUGCCUAGCUCAACUCUUCAACUCUCCUUCUCUUAAUUUGUUUCCUGGUUCUGGUGGCCGAUCUUUGCAUGCAUCGAAGAUUAACUUGAGUUGAUGACCACCAACAUUCGGUAAUAAUUUGUGAGUAGG
This is a messenger RNA of Esox lucius (northern pike), 2220 nucleotides long. RefSeq names its product bradykinin receptor B1 (gene bdkrb1). The transcript has 2 exons. Lineage: Eukaryota; Metazoa; Chordata; Actinopteri; Esociformes; Esocidae. Gene Ontology annotation, biological process: immune response; neutrophil chemotaxis; G protein-coupled receptor signaling pathway. The coding region runs from base 149 to 1213 and encodes 354 amino acids. Gene Ontology annotation, cellular component: membrane. Gene Ontology annotation, molecular function: bradykinin receptor activity. The record is from RefSeq and is a predicted model, not a curated record.